UUUCGUACGAUAAACAAUUCAAAAAUAAUUCAUAUACGCAGACAAAAAUUUAAUCUUUUUAAAACAUUUUUUAUAAUAAUGGACAGAAUGAGUUCGAAGCAUGGGACUUCUAAACGUUAUCAGAAUGUCGACAUUGUCAACGAUCACCCGAGAUGGGAAGAGUACAAGUUUGAUAGACUGGACACUUCCCAUAGGGUGAAGAAGAAGUAUUACCAACGCAGAUCUAUAAUGCGCAAAGAAGGCCAGAUGAACAUUGCAUUCAGAGGACUGUCUAAAAAAGGAAAACGUUUUCUCAAAGACGUUUAUUCUAACUUGAUAGAAGUCCCGUGGAGAUACGCGCUCUUUGUUUUCUUCGGCGGGUAUUUCGCGUGCUAUUUCGUCUUUGCGGUUCUUUACUGGAUGCUGGGCUAUAUCCACGGAGAUUUCCACAACCUGCAGAACGCGGACUGGGUUCCGUGUCUAGUUCAUGUGACGUCAUUCUGGGACUGUUUUCUACUUUCCAUGGAAACCCAGUCGACCAUCGGUUACGGAACGCUUUACCCCCACCCAGACUGCGGCGGUUCGGUUCCUCUGGUGUUCCUGCAGAUGACUAUAGGCUGGUUUUUGGAGACGGUGCUCUUGGGUUUUAUUUUCGUCCGUCUAGCGAAGCCAAAGGAUCGGCGGCGGACCCUGGUGUUCAGCAAAAGCGCUGUCGUCUGCAAAGAAGAUGAUGAAAUCUGCUUGCAGAUCCGCGUCGGUGACUACAGGGAGACGCAUCUGAUUGAUGCCAGUCUGUAUGGAAUGCUGGUAGAGAAACAUGUUGCGAGCGACAAGUAUGUGUAUCCUUUGUACCAGAAAAAGCUAGAGUUCAGUGCGCACGGAAUGAAUCAAGUGUUUCUGAUAUGGCCAUUGGUAUUCAGGCACAAGAUCAACAAGGACAGUCCAAUGUGGUCCGUCAGGCCAGAUGAACUACUGCUGGACAAAUUUGAGAUCAUCAUUUUUCUAGAAGCUACCAUCGAGACCACGGGAGAACUCGUUCAGGCCAAGACGUCUUACACAGCGAAGGAGUUGAUUUGGGGUCACAGAUUUGCGAGGAUUGAAGAAUUUGACGAAAGGAAUGAAAUUUGGUGCAUUGAUUUCGUACGAUUUGACAACAUUGUCCCCAGCAUCACUCCCAAAUGUAGUGCUGAAGAAUUGCAACGGUCAAACACUGAACAAGAUUCUAGUACUUCAGAGGGUAAUGAGACAAAAUAUGGUAAAAAGGACAAACCCAUACAACCGCUUUCUGAGAUUGACAAUGUUGACAACACAUCUACGAUAUCCCUGACGUCCGAUGGGUCAGGUUUCAGUACGGCAUCCGACAGCAGCAACAUUGCCAGUAACAGGAGAAAAUCUACUUCGAGUGAAUAACCUACAACAGAUGGAAAGUGGUACAGAAUUAAGACUUUAUUUCAUAUAUAAUGGACGUGAGUUGUGGAUGGAAAUUGUUUACAAAAUUCCAAAAAUGUGUCAUAUAAUUAAGUAUAUGUAAACUAUACACUAUAUGU
Molecule: messenger RNA, 1526 nt
Organism: Gigantopelta aegis
Lineage: Eukaryota; Metazoa; Mollusca; Gastropoda; Neomphalida; Peltospiridae
Product: G protein-activated inward rectifier potassium channel 3-like
Exons: 2
Coding region: 79-1389 (436 amino acids)
Biological process (GO): regulation of monoatomic ion transmembrane transport; potassium ion import across plasma membrane
Cellular component (GO): plasma membrane
Molecular function (GO): inward rectifier potassium channel activity
Source: RefSeq, a predicted model, not a curated record